GCGGGCUGCAGCAGUGACGUGGGCUGUGUGGUGAGGUGCGCGUGGGUGUUGGAUAAUGUGCUUUCCUGAACACUUCUUUAUGGUCAAGGUGAAACAAAACUACUGAAGCCCUUCCCGGUGCCUGGUGAGAACUACUCAGAAGGCGUAAUGGAAUUAACCGAAGGAGAGCCACAAAACCGCUUCACUUCCCCCUACCAAGCCUCAUCUGUACGCCCAAAGCGGUUCCUGAAGGGGAUGGAUUGACGGAGGCGCUGCAGGAGGAAUGUUCGUGUGCCUUUUGAAGCUGUCCUCAGGAGUGUGGCGCCCCUGGGAGGCGAGUAGCGUCAGGGAUGCUGCAGAAUACCUGCCUGGCGAUUUUCUUGUCCCUGGGAGCUUGGUCAUAAAAUUAGCAAAUUCCGAGUCAUACCUGUCGUUGUUGGGCGCCGCUGGACACCUAAUAAAGAAAGACGCCGCCCCUUUAGCCCCUUUUGCUUCUUAUUUCACCACCAGGAGCAGAUUAUCAGGUGGAAUGCGAACUUCUAUAGUGAUCUGGUCGGGAGUUAGGAAGACUGUUACUGGGAGAGAAACAACCACGAACUCACCGACCAGUUAAGAGAACCCAUCCAGCCAUUGUGAGUUUCAUCGGAGAAACAAAUACAUACAGGUGCGAACGAGGGCGCGAAGUUAAGCUGCAAGGGAACGAGGCAGAGUGCAUUACCAAAAAGACAGGAAGGGUAGUGAGGCCAGUAAUAAGCGGGAACAAGGCGCCAUAUGCUCCAGACGAGGACACGAAUUUGAAGAACGUAACCUAAACAACAUAACUUGCACCAACAUAACCAAACUUCACCUUACUUAGCCUAGCAUAACGUAACCAACCCAGCGUAACUUGCCCUAACCUAACCAGACUUCACCUCACCUAGCCUAGCAUAACGUGACCUAGACCUAACACAACCCAACACCCUCUAACCUAACCUGACUUACUUCACCUAACCUAGCAUAACGUAACUUAACCCAACAUAACUAACCCUAAUCUAACCUGACUUUACUUUACCUAACCAAGCAUAACGUAGCCUAAUCGGUACAUGCGAGGACAUGAUGUGUUACUUCGUUAACAAGGACGGAUGGCUUGGCAGGUGAUUGGGGCGAGCAGUGGAAUCUCAAUUAUAAGACGCUGUAGUGACGGUGGUUGUGUUGUGACGAUGAAAAAUGGGUUUGUGAUGCAUAUUCAUGUCCUCCUCCCGCCGAGCCGCACCGCACGCAGAGGCGAUGAAUAGUGAGUAAUCAAGCUUUGCACGGAAUCCCUACAAUUGAUGUUUUGCGGGAGUAGUUCGCGUUAUUGUGUUUGCUUAGCGGUGUUGAUGAUUGGGAAUGAUGGCAAGUUAUAUUCUUUGCUUUAUGUGAAUUAUAUUUCAAUUGAAUUAUUUUUUUAUAUGCAGUUUUGUUAUAUUCUUGAUUUAACAACUUAGGCGGUAGUAAAUCACAACUUUUAUGAUAUUCAUUUCCCAUAUUCCUUCGACCAGUGAACAUAACCAAGAAAUCCGCCAUCGAUGAUUUUCUCGGAUGUUUUCUGGUAUAAUUGAACCCAAUCAAUGGAAUUCUUGCGAAACGGCCACGUGCAUCGUUUAUCACGGUAUUAAUUUACAAUACGGCACAUCAGGAACAUGGCAGUGAUAGAGGGACGGUGAGGGCAGGAAUCAGUACCCCUGAAAACACGCCACAGCACGCCACAACACCGCAGCGUGGAGGACAAACCCUGUAGAAUACAAGGCAGCGUUGACAGUCCCCC
This is a messenger RNA of Scylla paramamosain (green mud crab), 1765 nucleotides long. RefSeq lists its product as uncharacterized. Bases 263 to 592 code for a protein of 109 amino acids. NCBI's taxonomy places the organism in Eukaryota, Metazoa, Arthropoda, Malacostraca, Decapoda, Portunidae. The transcript is spliced from 6 exons. The record is from RefSeq and is a predicted model, not a curated record.